This is a messenger RNA of Wickerhamiella sorbophila, 1092 nucleotides long. RefSeq names its product Alpha-1,2 mannosyltransferase KTR1. Bases 1 to 1092 code for a protein of 363 amino acids. Gene Ontology annotation, biological process: protein O-linked glycosylation; protein N-linked glycosylation; cell wall mannoprotein biosynthetic process. Gene Ontology annotation, cellular component: Golgi apparatus; membrane. NCBI's taxonomy places the organism in Eukaryota, Fungi, Ascomycota, Dipodascomycetes, Dipodascales, Trichomonascaceae. Gene Ontology annotation, molecular function: alpha-1,2-mannosyltransferase activity. The transcript has a single exon. The record is from RefSeq and is a predicted model, not a curated record.
AUGCUUUCAAAAAGGUACGUGUUAGUGAGUGUUCUUGCCACGAUUUGCUUUCUGCUCUUUUUGCUACCGCCCAUGUACGAUUCAGGGACGCUAAACCCUCAGCAGCUUUCCUCAGAUCCCCGUGAAAACGCAACUUUCGUGACUUUGGCGCGUAAUUCCGACUUGGAUGGUAUCAUGGGCACAAUCAGAGGCGUCGAAGAUCGGUUCAAUCACAGGUACAACUACGACUGGGUAUUCCUGAACAACGAAGAGUUUUCAGAUGAAUUCAUAAAAAUGACAUCUCAAAUCAUCAGUGGUGAAGCCAAGUACGGUGUUAUCCCCAAGGAGCACUGGUCCUAUCCCGAUUACAUUGAUAAAGAAAAAGCAGCUGAAGGCCGCAAAAAAAUGGAAGAAGACGGCAUUAUUUAUGGUGGCUCUGAGUCCUAUCGGCACAUGUGCCGCUACGAAUCGGGCUUCUUUUUCCAGCAUCCUCUUAUGCAGGACUAUCGCUAUUACUGGCGCGUAGAGCCAGACACCUUGCUUUUGUGCGACAUCAACUACGACCCUUUCAAGUACUUACGCGUCAACAACAAGGCCUACGGCUUCACAAUUGCCCUUUACGAGUACAUGGCCACUAUUCCAACCCUGUGGGAGGUCACUUUGAAGUUCUUAUCGUCCUUCCCGGAAUACGUCCAUCCUCACAAUCUGGCCAAGUUUUUGUCCGAAGACGGAGGACAAAAUUACAACAGAUGCCAUUUUUGGUCCAAUUUUGAGAUCGCAGACGCCGACUUCUGGCGUGGCGAUGCAUAUCAAAACUAUUUCAAGUUCCUUGAUCGUAUGGGUGGCUUUUUCUACGAACGUUGGGGUGACGCUCCCGUGCACAGCCUGGCAGCCGCCUUGUUCUUGGACCGCGAUCAGAUCCACUUCUUCGAGGACAUCGGCUACUACCACCCUCCUUACGCCCAUGUUCCAGAAAACUUCUUAGAACGUGGCCUCAAGUGUACCUUCCCUGAAAAGCGCACUUUCGACUGGGAGGGAUACAGCUGUAUGCGUCACUACUAUUCUGCGCAGGACAUGGAACUUCCUCCACAAGUUGAUCGUAUCUACUGGUAA